AUGCCGGUCGAAAAAGAAGCGCCUCCUGGGUGGGAGUCCAGGGAAAGGGAUCCGGCGAGGGCCUCGGCCGAAGAAGCUCCGUCCGGGUUGGAGCCCAGGGAAGGCGAUCCCACCAGCGGGCGGGGCGAAGAAGCUCCUCCUGCGUGGGAGACGAGGAAAGGGGAUAAGAUGAGUGGCCCGGCCGAAGAAGAAGUUCCUCCAGGUUGGGAGAGGAGGGUAGGGGAUCCGACGACCAGCUCCGCCGAAGAAGCUCCUCCUGGGUGGGAGACGAGGGAGAGGGGUUCGAUGAGCAGCCCGGCCGAAGAUGUUCCUCCUGGAUGGGAGAGGAGGAAAAGGGAUACGAGAAGCAGCCCGGCUGAAGAAGCUCCUCCUGCGUGGGAGGCGAAGGAGAGGGAUCCGACGAGCAGUCCGUCCGAAGAAGUUCCUCCGGGAUGGGAGACAAGGGAAAGGGAUCAGAGUAGCUGCCUGGCCGAAGAUGUUCCUCCUGGGUGGGAGACGAGGAAAAGGGAUCCGACAAGCAGCCCGGCCGAAGAUGUUCCUCCUGGUUGGGAGAGGAGGGAAGGGGACCCGACGAGCAGCCCGGCCAAAGAAGAUGUUCCUCCUGGUUGGGAGAGGAGGGAGGUGGAUUUGACGAGCGGCCCUGCCGACGAAGAUGUUCCUCCUGGUUGGGAGAGGAGGGAAGGGGAUUCGACGAGCGGCCCGGCCGACGAAGAUGUUCCUCCUGGUUGGGAGAGGAGGGAAGGGGAUUCGACGAGCGGCCCGGCCGAAGGAGAUGUUCCUCCUGGUUGGGAGAGGAGGGAAGGGGCAAUGACGAGUGGCCCGGCCGAAGAAGCUCCUCAAGGGUGGGAGAGAAGGGGAAGGGACCUGACGAACGGCCCGGAUGAAGAAGUUCCGCCCGCGUGGGAACCUUCAGCUCCGCUGCAAUCACAACCUCCUGCACUCCUUUCACCAGCUCAAACUACAGAAAUGGGUCAGAUGGUCUGUGGUGGUUGUCGCCAACUGCUGUCUUAUCCUCGGAAUGCAAGUUACGUCCAGUGUGCUUCCUGUCAGACAGUUAAUCUUGUACUUGAAGCUCAUCAGGUUGGCAAUGUGAAAUGCGGGAGAUGUUCUGUUCUAUUGAUGUACCCAUACGGAGCUCCAUCUGUGAGAUGUUCUUCAUGCUGCUUCAUUACUAAAAUUGGAGAGCAUAAUGUUCGGCCCCCACUCUCUGUGCAGCAAGGCCAACCACCCACCGGAAAUCCUGUAUGUUAAAACAAUCUCCUGCGCAUACCUCUUGAUCCUAAUCAGAAUCAGUAUACUUCAUGUGAUACAGUUAAUUAUUUAUUUGGAAAGCUAUUAACAUACAUGUCUAUUAAGUGAGAUCUCUGUAUUAUUGUCGUUAUAAUGACGUGAUUAUGUAACCUGAGACAAAUGUCUGCCAGUUUUUUGGAAUAAAUUGGUGCAUGUAACUGUAGGUAAACCAAUUGUGAACCUAAACUUAGGAUUGCUCAAAUAAUAUUUUAUUGAUAUGCAAAAGUCUGGGGUUCAUUCUCACAUGCUUCUUGAUCACGACAGAAGAUAGCAAUUUGACGAUGCUAGAUGUUGAUUUCAGGUAAGUAUGAAAAAAGAACAAAGAUGUGAUGGGGAUAAAAAGAGGAAUAACCUUUGUAUAGGAACAAAUACUAGAAGACCAAAAUACGCAGCGGAAUAAAAUGGAAACACAAUCAAACAGAACACCAAGAUAUACGUGGAAAACUCCUUCAAUGUGAAGGGUAAAAACCACGGGGCAAACUAGAGAUAAUCCAUUAUGAGAAUAAUGAAUAUACAAAUCUCAAUCUCUUGCCCAAAACCCUAGCAACAACCACAAGAGAAUAACUGGGAUACAAGGAUCACGUCACUGCCCACAAUAUCUAAAACCUCCCCAAGUAAUCACAGCAAGAGUCUACUGUAGAUUUGAUCUAACCUGAGAUGAGAACACUGCUAGAUGAUUGUGAACAGUCUCUCUGCUCCUUCUUCUCUUUGGAAUCUCGUGGCCUCAAAUCUCGUGGCCUCAAAGAUCUACUUCGUUGCUGCCUUUUUAUAGCCUUAAUCUGCCUCUAAAACGCAACGCAGUCACCACACCUCCCUAAUCUUAAUUAGGGUUAGGUUAAGAGAGGGUGUGGGCUGUGGGCUGAUAAAGCCCACAUGGACUGAAUAUGGGCCAUCAGCCCAACAGAUUUCAGAUAAGUAUGAAAAAAGAACAAAGAUGUGGGAAAUCAUGAAAGGGUUACGGGUACUGUUGAUCCACAGCCACUAACUCCCUCCCGUGGUUUGCACCGCAUGAGAGGAUGAUCAUGAGUACGUAGCGACACAGGCCACCACGAGCGUGCGCUGAUGCUACCGCUUACUCAUCGCCGGCCACUCCAUCUUUCCCUGCGCACCAGCGCGACUCGUCCACAAGAUGGAUUGCCAACAGCAGAAGCCAACUCGGCCGGAAGAAGGAGCACGGCAUAAAUUCCACUCGUCGCCACAUCUAACCGAGUCCAACCUGCGCCGGAGAAGGCAGACUUCUUCUCUCACAUCACCGUCAUCGGAUCGCCUCGUCACUCCCACCACCAUGAAGGGUUCGGGCGCCGUGACGAUCGCGUCCACGGUGAUCACCGCUGCCGCAUCGUACUCGACCGCCGUGUCCGGUUCCUCCCUCCCCGACCCCCCGAAACAGCAAUCGGCAGACCAGGUAAUUUGCACGCGAGUCAUGGUUCCCUACGAAUCUUACGAAGCCUAGUCUCGCUUCUUGGUCGCGCAGGAAGAGCAGCGGCGGCGGUCAUCGGAAGACAGAUUCGCUCCCAGGUUCGAUGGGUUGCGGUUCGUAGAGACUCUCAUCACCGCACAUCGAUGAUCCAUGACGACGACUGACGCAACCAUCUACCCUAUUCCUACAUCAUUUCAUGGAUGUAAUGCUCGCAGUGAUUCGUAUCAUUAGUUUGACAUAAUUGUAUUUCUCUUUUUUUAUGUACGGAACUGAUUGCUGUUUCUUUUUUUUUUUAAUACCGGAAAAAUACUUUUAAUUUUUUUUUA
Messenger RNA from Musa acuminata AAA Group (dessert banana), 3036 nucleotides. RefSeq names its product extensin-like. The record is from RefSeq and is a predicted model, not a curated record. Lineage: Eukaryota; Viridiplantae; Streptophyta; Magnoliopsida; Zingiberales; Musaceae. Bases 1 to 1251 code for a protein of 416 amino acids. The transcript is spliced from 4 exons.